This is a messenger RNA of Penicillium macrosclerotiorum, 795 nucleotides long. RefSeq names its product peroxiredoxin-like family protein. NCBI's taxonomy places the organism in Eukaryota, Fungi, Ascomycota, Eurotiomycetes, Eurotiales, Aspergillaceae. The record is from RefSeq and is a predicted model, not a curated record. The transcript has 2 exons. The coding region runs from base 1 to 795 and encodes 264 amino acids.
AUGUCGACCGAGGCAGGAAUUGCAUCUGUCACAAAGCCAGUCGAGCCAUCAAAUGAUGAUGCGAAUACCAACCCCGCAUCACCUCCCGUGGCCGAUGGUGUCAAAGCAGCGGACGUCACAACCAACACUGCGCCCGUAAAUGAUAUUCCACCGUCCGUGGAGACCUGUCGCAAAGUGGAAGACUAUCCGGUUUUUGACAACAAAGGCAACCAGCAUUCUUUUAAAAGUAUUUACGAUGGACCCGACUCUCCUCGUCGAGUGCUGGUGAUCUUCAUCCGGCACUUUUUCUGUGGGCCAACUCAAAAGAGCUGCCAAGAAUAUGUCCGCGCUCUAUCCGAGUCCUUCAAGCCGGCCGAUCUACUGCAGCUACCCGUCCCGACGUCCUUUGCCUUCAUCGGCUGUGGCGACCCGGGCCUGAUCGACUUCUACGCGAAAGAAACAGGCUGCGAGUUUCCGAUUUUCGCGGAUCCCACGACUAAGCUCUUUGAUGACCUGCAAAUGAUCUCGACGCUAGCCCUGGGCCCGCGCCCGGAGUACUUCCAGAAGAGCAUGGUACGCAUCGUCGCCGAGUCGGCCUACCAGGCCGCAAGGAACUUGACGACUGGACUCGUGACCAAAGCAGGAGAUCAUCGGCAGGUUGGUGGUGAUUUCUUGUUCGAAGCAAGCGAAGAGGGGGGCUCGAAGGUGGUAACUUGGUGUCAUCGAAUGACUACGACGCGGGAUCAUACUUCGCCCCAAGAGUUGGCACAGAUCCUUGAUAAGGAUGGUCAAAUCCUUCUACCUAAGAAUAAUUGA